This is a messenger RNA of Porites lobata, 4741 nucleotides long. Lineage: Eukaryota; Metazoa; Cnidaria; Anthozoa; Scleractinia; Poritidae. The record is from the annotation of a GenBank genome assembly.
AUGGCACGAAACGAAGAAGUCGAAACUAGCGCUGAAAGCAACGAAAAUAACGAAGAAAAAGUCAUUCAAAUUGGUGCCAAAUGUCGAGGGCCAGGGCCAGCGAAAUAUCUUCUUCCCGGUACAGUUGGAAUUAAACAACACGAUAUUCGCUUGAAGCGAUGCCCUGCAUUUAGUUUUGGUCAACGCCAUAAAGAAUUUUCAUCGAGUUUUGUACCGGGACCGAAGUACAUGUUCCCGGCUUAUGUGACACGCAAGGGAAAGGAGGCUUCUCCCGCAUUUUCACUGUACAGUCGUACAGCAGAUAAACAUCACUUCUUUACACCCGGCCCAGGUAACAAUUCACUGAAAAAAAAGUGCUUUGGUAUUUGUUAUUUUGUUUCUAAUGUAAUAAUUUUUUAAUUGUUUGCUUGUUUGUUUUAUUCAUUUGAUUGACAGUUGCGUCUUUUGUUGUUGUCUUUUGAAACGUUUAUUUUUACUUUGUAAUACUCGGUUACUCUUUCAUUAUUCCUUUUUAUAAAUUUGAUUGUUUGCUCAAGACCGGAUUUUGCGUGCAGGUGGGGGGAGAUUGGGUGGCUCGCCUUUCACCUUCAGGAUAACUCUCACAUUUAAACAUUAAAAAAGGUUUAGCGAAACUAACGGAAAAUAGAUCACCCUUGACAGGUGCGUUAAAGUUUGUUUUUGUAACUAAGACAGUACAGUGUUUUGUAAAAUGCGUAACAGGAGUCAGUUCCACCGCAAGAUGGGAUCACUGCAAAAAAUUGAGGCUUGUUUGUGAAUUAACUGUCACAUAUUCUGCUUGUUUCAUGGUGUUCGGCCUUUUUUUAUUUUUGUUUGUUUGCGGCGGGGCUAAAAUGCUGGUAACUGGUAACUGGUAACUAGUAACCGGCAACGGGUAACGGGUAGCCCAAUGAGCGGGCCUAGACGAGCAAAGAGUAGACUACAAAACAGUCCGUAUUUUCCCUGAGGUUAAGAAGGCGCGUGCGAGCGUUCAAAGGAAAGGUCUAGAGCGAUGGUGAAAACGGAGAGUGAGGCUGGGGAGAAACGCAAAAAAUACGUACCUUAUUGGUGUUUAGUUUCGCGGGUACUUAAUUUCGCAGUUUUGGCGAGACAGUGUUUCGCGGGGUUUUAUUUUUUUGGUUAUGGAUCCUGCGCUAUCUGAAUAGGAAAAUAUGCAAAAAAAGGCAUUAAGUUUGGCAAGGAUUUUUAUUCACGGAUCUUUGAUUUCGCGGUGUCUUCGAGUUCAGGAAGAGUACAUGAGUGUAACACGUUUCAUUGAAAAUUUGUUUUGUACUUUGCUAUUUUGUCGCCACUUAUAAAAUUGCUUUAAAGUAUCCUACUUUUUUUCUUUCUCAGGCCAAUAUUCUCCAGAAAAAUGUCAUCCACCCCACGAAAAAAGAGCUCCAUGCUUCACGAUCAAGACCCGUACAAAGUAUUCAUUUAAAGACCCCACCCCGUCCCCCAACUCCUACUCUCUCCCACCCCUGAUAGGUCCAAAGGUUGUAAGUGCUCAAUCAGCACCAGCCUACUCUUUGAGCGCGCGAUCUGCUAUUGGUGGAUUCAGCGAGGAUCUACAGAAGGUGAGGAAAACUGGGAACGAGUAUAAAAGUGAAUUUUGUUUGGAUUGAUUUAGGUUUAAAACAUAUUGUUAGUCGAUCUCACGAGAUUGGAUUUCAUUGGAAGAAUGCUGACAUUAAGGACUCUUGAAAACAAUACAAAUACAAUAAAAUCGAUGAAAGUUGAAGCUUCAACGCGCAAAUACUAAAGCAAGCUGCUUUCUGAAUUCCAAGGAAAGUACCGUAAAAUUCCGAAAAUAAGCCCCUCCAAAUAUAAGCGCCCCAAAAUCGUAACGCGAAAAACCCUCCAUUAAAUCGCCCCUCCGAAUAUAAGCCCCCCAGGGGGCUUGUAAUUGGAAUUUGCCCUCUAAUACAAAGUAAAACAAAGCAAAAAUGGUAAAUUUCCUUCCCACUAUCAAGCUAGCCCAAUCGAUUUUGAAACGUAAAUUUCCCUCCAUACAUAAGCCCCUCCAAAAAUAAGCCCCUCAAGAAGGGCCUUUGAAAAAUAUAAGCCCAGGGACUUAUUUUCGGAAUGUUACGGUAUGUUAGGGUUAUCACUAAGGGUCGGGGGCUAGGGAUUUCCCUCGGAUACUAUGAACAUGACCCCCAGUUACUUGAAUAGGAAAUAGACCACCCAAAAGAACUUCCUCGCCUUUCAAUUACCUGCCUACUGAUUUCAUAUACCCGCCAAGUUGAAAUCUUAGUGAUGCCCCUGGUAUAAGCAUCCUCUAGCAAAUCAGUGGUUUUACAAAAAAAACCUGUUCGUUUUCAAGAAUAGAUCGUGACAGCGAUAGCGGAAACAGCAAUAAAUAUGGGAACCCUCUAUCCAUUUUUCCUUAAAAAAAGCCGAAUUUCACAAACGGAGAACCGUCAUCAUCCCCAAAUUACUACGCAAAACCGAACUCAACUGAAAAUUGAACCGAAAGGCCAAUAUCACUCUCCUAUCACCGUCCUGUGAGAAAAUUCUAGUAAGAAAACCCUUUUCUAACAUCGCUAGUUUGUUCCGGUUGCUUUUAUCAGACACCUGGUCCCGGAACGUACGAAGUUACUCAGCUGAACACAAAUAAACGACGAAUGCCAGCUUACACAAUGAAUGGUCGCAACUACAUGCCAGUGGACUCUACACUUAAACCAGGACCAGGUCAACACCGCCCUGAGAAGGUUCGUAAAUAUUGAAUGAUUCAAAGAACAACAAAGGAUUUUUUAUACGGCCAAAAGAAUUUGCAUGGUGCUCUCGGAGGGCUGAAUCAGAACGCAAGAUUCGCAUUAUCUUGCCUGCUCGCCGAGCUAGUCGUAAUAAUUCCCAUUAAAACAUGAUUAAAACUUGUAGGUUUCAACAACAACAACAACAACAACAACUUAUUAAGGUACUUCAAAUGAAUUACAUGUCAUUACCCAAAAUAACAUUUAUAGGUAAUGUUAAAAAAGAAAAAGGAAAUUAACAAGAAAGAGAAAGAUAAAAGCAGCAAUAAGUCUGCAUACGAAAGGAACAAUAAUAUUGAAAACGAAUACUGUUGAAGGCUAAUUGUAUUAUAAAGAUUGCUAGACAAUAGGGACUUUAUGAAUUAAUGAGCAUUAAUGUAUUGAGUACAUCAAAAACGCCCAACAAGCACAGGCCGGAGCCUUUGCAGGGGUUCUGUUCACAUACAAACGUAACAAGCAAAUCGCAGUCCACCUUGAGAGAAAGAUUUGUUCGGAAGAAUGGUGCUUAGUGUGAACUCAACCAAUUGUCAGAAAUGUAUAUUGGCUAAAUUCAAGGCACGGCUUAGCCAGUCAGUAAGCAGGAUUCUUAGUGUGGAUAUUGGACAGGCGAAAAGAGAGCAAAGCUUCUCCUUUCCUUCCCCUCCCUCGUUCAAGUUCAAGUUUAUUUUAUUUCACACUAUUUACAUUGUAAGUUCACAGAUAUAACUUAAAAACAAUAACAGAUUCUCUCAAUAGUUAAUAACAAAAAUAAAACAGAGCUAAUACUGUUAUUGAAUUUGUGUGGUGGUCAAAGUAGCAUUUGCUUUCCAAUUGGCAACCACCUACUUUAGAAUAACAAAAACACACUGAGCUUAACAUGGAAUCUAAGACUAGCAUAUUAUUAUUUAAAGAUUGAGAUAAAUUAGAGAUAUAUUCAACAAGGGACUAUGUAUUUUAAAAUUUAAGGAGAAAGAGAGUAAAUCAAAUAUUAAAUAAAUAAAUAAAUAAAUAAAAAUAGUAAAUAAUUAAAUAAAGAAAUAACGUUAAGAGAAAAGGGGACAAACAAGCAGAAAAAAAGAAAAUAAGCAAGCAAACAAGCAGCAAGGAGACAAACAAAGUAAGGACCGAAGCAUUUAAAGUAUUAAACUUUUGAGUACUAAAGAGAACAUAUCUCAUUUGAUUAACAAGAGAUUAAAUGGGCUUUGGAAAGUUUCUUAAAUCGGUUUGGGCUUUCUAGUUGUUUUAGCGUCAAGGGGACAGUUUCCCAAAAAACUGAAGCAGAGUACUGAACAGUGAAUUUACUCAUGUUUGUCCUAACUUUUUGACGGUAAAAAUUGAGUUUAGUCGAGUUCCUCUUUCAUCUCUCCUCAUUUAACUCUCCACUCCGUUUUGAUUAUCAUUAAUAAAUUUUUUUAAUUUUUUGAAGUGGGCUACGCUGUGAGAAAUGUUUGUUUUCUUUUUCAGUACAGUGCAGAAAAAUCCCUGAGAUCACAAUUUCAGCAUUUCAUUAUAGCCCCCCCGCGGGGAUGGGGUUUGUGUGUGUGUGUGUGUGUGUGUGGGGGGGUGGGUUGGGCUAUGCAAAAAAUUUUAUACGGGGUGGCUCCGCCUCCAGAUCUAAUCCAGUACCCUUUAUAUACCAUUUUUGACAGAAAAGGUGCACCUUUCAUUUACCUUCCUUUGAAUAAAGGACUUUUCAUAUACUUCAGCUCGUGAAUUACCUACCCUUUGAUAUCCCUGAGUUCUGAAAAGGGUCAGUACUCCCCGUAUAGGCCAUUACAUGGAGUGCCCCCCCCCCCCAUUUCCGGGGAUAGUGACUAGAGAUUGUAUUGUUGGGACCAACAUUUGCAGCCUGUGAAUGGGGCUUUGCUUUAGAUCAUGUGUAUAUAUUCUAAUCACUGUGCGCCCUUUUUUCCCAGGUUGUAUACAACAAACCCACGGCACCGAAAUUCAGUUUCGGAGUCAGGCACAGCGACUACAUCACAGUUCCUCUUUGUACAAACACGUGA